AUGUGGGCGCCGGCGCAGCCGGGAACCGCGCGGGUAGCCAUGGCGGAGCUGCAGCAGCUCCGGGUGCAGGAGGCGGUGGACUCUAUGGUGAAGAGUCUGGAGAGGGAGAAUAUCCGGAAGAUGCAGGGCCUUAUGUUCCGGUGCAGCGCCGCCUGUUGUGAGGAAAGCCAGGCGUCUAUGCAGCAAGUGCACCAGUGCAUUGAGCGCUGCCACGCACCUCUGGCUCAAGCCCAGGCCCUGGUGACCAGCGAGUUGGAGAAGUUCCAGGACCGCCUGGCCCGGUGCACUAUGUACUGCAAUGACAAGGCCAAAGAUUCGAUCGAUGCAGGGAGUAAGGAGCUUCACGUGAAGCGGCAGCUGGAGACCUGCGUGACCAAGUGUGUGGAUGACCACAUGAACCUCAUCCCAACCAUGACCAGGAAGAUGAAGGAGUCCCUCUCUUCCAUUGGGAAAUAGCUGUCUGCUAGUGGCCAUCAGGGCUGAGGGCAGGAAUCAAUUUAAAAAGAGGAAUGGGGAUUUGGGUCUUUUAAGGAGAGUUGAUGAAUGAGGAAAUUAAGAACAGCAGCAAGUCCAAGGCCUGUGUUUCUUUCCUCUGGACGCUGGUUCCUUUGUGUUUUAAUCCUAGAAAGUGAAAUGGAUAAAAAGCAGUGCUAAAAUUUGGGUCACAGAUAGCACAGGAGGUUUGUUGUGAGCCUGAAUUUCAUGUGGCAAGUACUUCUCCUGCCAAUAGGGAGUCCCCCCUGUACCAAACCAGGGCCCUCCAAGGUACCAGAUCCUCUUACUGCACAGAUACCAAGAGGCUGGCAGGUUCACGUAACCAGCUUAUGGUCUAGUGGAGUAUGAAAGGAGGUGUUUCUGUUUGGUGUCCACCUGCUGUUUACCAGAAGGAUCACUACAACAUUUUCCACAAACGAAUAAAAUCCAUGCAGUCACUAAUGUAGAAAGGGGCAGGGGUCUUCCAGGGGGUUUGUUUUGCUUGUUUUUCUUUUAUAGGCAAGGGCAUGACGUUAAGAUGUAAAGUUGGGAGAGGCAGUUUGGAUAAAAACGUUGAAAUGGUCCCUGCAGGUACUCCUUUCUGACCAUCAAGAUGUGGAUGUGUGUUUCUUAAAAUUCUCACACAUCACAUCAUUCAGCCAGGAGACCCUGCAAAAUUGUAAGAAGCGAUCUCACACUGGUAAGGGAAGCAAGUGCUCUCCCUCUCACUGGCAGCCAUGGGCCCUGAGGCCGCCUGCAGCAGAGUCAGCAAGCUACCAGACAAUCUUACAGUGACACUCAGCCUUGAAGGGAAAUGGGGUUUUGACAGUAUAAUAUGCUCAUAUUCAGGAAUGAACAGUGAAAGAGGAACUAUUAGCUACUUCAUUAAGAGGGUUGUGAAGGACGGGCUUUGGAAAAAUCUGUUUCUCAUGAAACAGAAUGAAAGCCUAAACCCAGUGUUGCUUACUUUGCCCCCUGAAAUAACAGCUUUGUUGAGACAAUCCCCUGGCAACAAAAAAAAAUUCAAGGGAGGAAAAGUAAGCAACUCAGGGAUGAACUGUGGCUCCUUUAGAGCGAUGAAGGGACUGCCCUCCAUUACCAAAUACCACUUCUGCCAGGGCCUUUGCUACACGCGUUGUUCUUGCCCCAGUUCUGGCCCCUUAUCAUUGUGAUAAGGACUUUGUCUUUUUACCAACUUACUACUUGAAAUGAUAAUAUUGUCUGUUUGCUGUAUCAAGACUGUGAUAUAUUUUCCUAGUGGUUUGGUUUUCACAAUAAAUAAGACUUA
Molecule: messenger RNA, 1762 nt
Organism: Budorcas taxicolor (takin)
Lineage: Eukaryota; Metazoa; Chordata; Mammalia; Artiodactyla; Bovidae
Gene: TIMCC
Product: family with sequence similarity 136 member A
Exons: 3
Coding region: 1-456 (151 amino acids)
Cellular component (GO): cytoplasm
Source: RefSeq, a predicted model, not a curated record